AUGGCUACUCACGUCGUCACUGCGCCUGCGGGCAACCAGAUCUCCGUCUAUGGUCACCCGUCUCCUACCAACUCCACCACCACCACUCCUUCCAACAAUUCUCCUACUUCCCCCCGCCUGAACACCGCCGCGUUGCAUCAACUACCACUGCAGUCGCGCCAGCUGCGUCCUCCCAAGGGCCCGCUCUAUGUCCCAGCCGCCCUGCGCCCAACUGAGCGCCCUCAGAAUGUCCACGGUUCCCUGGACAGUCUGAACGAGGACACGGAACCCAUUAGCCGCCGAUCCACCAUGGAAAGCAAGAGCAGCGGCGUCAGCAAGGUCGCAGAGCAUGAGUGGAUGAAAACCGAGCAGCUGGGGGAAGUCACCGGCCAACCCACCCGUGAUCACUGGAAAGCGGAUGCUGCGUCUCCAAACUGUGACUCGCCUACUUGCCGCUCAUCUUUCGGAAUCUUCCUUCGCCGUCACCACUGCCGCCAUUGUGGCCACGUCUUCUGCUCUUCCCACACUCCUCAUGUCGUUCCCCUUGACCAAGAUGCGCGUUUCCAUCCCGAGGGCGUUCCUUCACGCGCUUGCGACCUCUGCUGGAGUGCCUUCCAGCGAUGGGAGGAAACCCGCACAGAUCGCCUGAACAAGAUCCAGAGCAACAUGAACUCCAAGGGCGAGGAUGAGACCCAGGCCGAAGACCUGGAAGGUAGCCAGGACUCAAAUCGCGCUACGCUUCAGCCUACCCUUGACCAGCCUACCGAAGUCGCUGCUAGUGUGCCCCGCGACUGGAACUGGAGUACCUUCUAA
Messenger RNA from Penicillium chermesinum, 792 nucleotides. Its product is annotated as FYVE zinc finger domain-containing protein. Bases 1 to 792 code for a protein of 263 amino acids. Gene Ontology annotation, cellular component: ESCRT-0 complex. The transcript is spliced from 3 exons. Gene Ontology annotation, biological process: protein targeting to vacuole; protein transport to vacuole involved in ubiquitin-dependent protein catabolic process via the multivesicular body sorting pathway. Gene Ontology annotation, molecular function: ubiquitin binding; phosphatidylinositol-3-phosphate binding; metal ion binding. The record is from RefSeq and is a predicted model, not a curated record. Lineage: Eukaryota; Fungi; Ascomycota; Eurotiomycetes; Eurotiales; Aspergillaceae.